Molecule: messenger RNA, 724 nt
Organism: Pisolithus orientalis
Lineage: Eukaryota; Fungi; Basidiomycota; Agaricomycetes; Boletales; Pisolithaceae
Exons: 4
Coding region: 182-616 (144 amino acids)
Source: RefSeq, a predicted model, not a curated record
CUCCUCGAUGCAUCGUCGUGCACAUAGUUGAGAGAGUGCUACGAUAAAGACAUGGACAGUGGUGUACGCUGCUUGUGUGUUGACUAAGUUAUUAAUCCGUUCCCAUCCCCCUUCGCAGCGCGACGCACCUUCCAAAGGAUGAAUAAAUGCCACCGCUCACCGCCUACUGGGAAAACAAAUAAUGCUGCGUUACGACGCUGCGCCCCUCCGAAGCAGGUGCGAACGAGUGCCACCAAAGAGCAACCCAGCACCUCCCCAGAGCAUCCAACACUACCCGUUCCCCAACUCCCCCUUGGUCAUCCGCAUCUGGGAUGGUGGCAUGGCACAGUAUGGACAAUACUGCCUCGACUUUUUUGACCUAGUCAAUGACAUAGCUGUGAAUGCCCCCGAUGAUUACAAGAUUUGGCACAUUCCCUACCCCGGUCAGCUUACUUAUGGAGAGCAGCUUGUGUCCUGGGAGGCAGCCAUGCACGCGAGGAGAAGUACCAGCGUCCAGGAGGGAUCAUGGCUUGUGCUCACCCGUUCAAACGCAACUCCUCUCGGUUUCCAGAUUCCUUUCAGACCAAGAUCUAUGGUUAGGAUGGACUUUGCCGAACCUCACGCUGCCAUCUCCUAGAUAUGCUUGCCGACGAAGAUGUUCCGUCCGCGUGAGGAUGUGAAGGCCGGUCUGUUUCAGUGAUGGUGUGGUUGUGUGUCAUGGCGUCCAGGGGUGCCCAGAGGGCUU